Molecule: messenger RNA, 4878 nt
Organism: Lingula anatina
Lineage: Eukaryota; Metazoa; Brachiopoda; Lingulata; Lingulida; Lingulidae
Biological process (GO): DNA damage response; positive regulation of double-strand break repair; protein localization to site of double-strand break
Cellular component (GO): site of double-strand break; nucleus
Molecular function (GO): protein binding
Source: RefSeq, a predicted model, not a curated record
AUCAAGUGCACUUUAGUCCAACAUGCAUUUUCGCGGUUUUGUUUGAGAGGGGUGCCUGGCUAUGGAGCUGAGACCCUUGAAGGUGUUCCAGGUGACAGGAUUGUCUCUGGUGGACAGAGAGAACAUUGGACAGCAGAUAGAAGACCUGGGAGGGACAUAUAUUGACUCAGAGGCUUAUAUACCCAGUUGCACCCACCUGAUAUGUGGUAAACCCAGCAGGAGUGAGAAAUACCUAGCAGCAUGUGCCACAGGGCGCUGGGUUCUUCAGCCCAGGUACAUUAAGGACAGCCUUGAGAUGAAGCAGUGGUUGUCAGAAGAGGAGUAUGAGUGGUCAGCAUCCGCCCUCAAGGCCAGUGGUCUGCCCUAUGAUGACCUCCUGCCGGCUGUACAAGCUGUACGUCGCUGGAGACUGAACUGGUCAAGAUCUGGCCUGGGGGCAUUCGCAGGAUGGAGGGUGGCUGUAGUGGUCAGCAAUGCCACCAAGAAACAAGUAUACCGGAGGUUGUUGAAGAUAGGUGGAGCCACCGUACACAACUUGUCCCUUCCCUUGAGCAGCUGUAACAAGCAGGUGUCCAGUUUAACUCAUAUAUUUGUGGACCGUGAGAAUGCCCCAGGGGCUGCAGUGGAAGGGGCGUGGUGCCUGAGACCUGAGUACAUAGGAGAGUUUUUGUUUAAGGACCCUCCCCCUGAUCCUCAUAAUUUCUCUGUGGAGGUCAACCAGCGUCCAGAUCCUACCAAGUUCUCUGUAGUAGCAGGUCCUGACCACCAACCUGAAGAGAAAACACCAUCUGGCACAUCCAGAGUUGAUUGUCAUAGUUUUCAAAUUACUGGUACUCCCAGAGUGCAACAAGCUGAAAGUGCCAAUGUUCAACAGCUAAAUCCAGUUUCAAAGAAUUGUGACCUUGUGGAGAAGUCCCCAUUAAAAGCUACAAGUUCCCACAAAGUACAGUCUAAGGCAGGGAUACGUGAUGGUCCCAAAGUGAAACAAUCUAGAAAAACAUCUGCUAUCAGUUUCAAGGGAGAAGAGUCCAAAACAACUCCCAAAGUCAAACAGUCCAGCAUUAUGAGUUUUCUUGUGCCUUCCCCCAAACCAAAGGACCAGAAACCCCAGUGUUCUGGGAGCAAUGAUGCCUUGACAGGUUCUUCUGUUGAGAAACCUGGGAAUUCUUCAAACUGUGCAAGUACAGGAAAAUACCCAAAAUUGAAAGUUUUAAAUGAGCGGAGCCCAAGCAAGGCAUCCCCAGUUUAUCAGAGAAGUAUGUUAAGGGGACAGAGAAAGCCAACACAUGACUUGUUGAAAGAUUUGGACAAACAAGAUGUCUCCAAAAGUACAGAGACAGCCACAGAUUGGAAUGCUGGGAAAACAUCUGGCACGGUAUCUCCACUGAGGACACGCUCUAGAACUGCAGAUAAACUGCUGCCCCCUGGUGUUAGCUGCUGUCAACCUGAACACUCAGAUCUAGUUUCAUCAGCUCAGGUCAGGAAUACACCAGAAUCUGUGGCAGCCUCAGACUAUGACUGUUCUCAAAACAGCGAUACUUCAGUGGGUUCUUUGCAGCCAAGAGUUAAAUUACAGCGGCUUGAGAUGGACACGGACUCCCUGCCAUUUUCAUUAACUACUUACUCUGACCACACACAGUCUUCACAGGGAGGAAGUAAUAACAGGAAGAGAAAACUGGGUGGGGAGGAAAACAUGGAGAAGGAAAACAUAACUGGAAAACGGAAAAAGCUUCCUGGAACUGGAAGUAUGUGGCGUCCUCGUAAUGCAGAUUUCCUUACAAGUUUGAAAGACAAAAAUGGCAUGUUGCUGACUGAGGAGAGGUCACACCCGCUGACCAGGACGGUGACCGGUCUGUUUGAGACGGGGCUGGAGGAGGGGAUGAUGGUCAUGGCAGUCAACUCCUUGAUGUCCCUGGUAUCGAGGCAAAGAUAUCCUCAGUCCAGCACCUUGUACCAGCUGAUGAAUAACAUCCUGAUGGUGUCUACAGAUGAGGUCACCAUGUACAGGGCCUAUAAUGCUCUGCGUCGCAUCAGUACCUGCCACCCGCCAACCACACCUGCCCUGAGGACCGUCUACCUCCACGCUCUUCAUAAAGAUGGUGUCUGCAACAAGGAGAAUACUGCAGCAGAGUGGGAGUUCAUCAGAGGAAUACUGGAACAGCUGAUACAGAGUCCUGAAGAAAGAGAAGAGGCACCGUCCCUUCACCCCCUGCACCACACCCGCUGUCUUCUACUAUUACAGUACCUAGUCACAUUACUAGAGCAGGACUUCCAGCAUAUGAUGUUAAGAACAAGGAAUAGCUCCCUCAACAAACAGGCACCAUCAUGUAUGCUGGGGAAGAUACUGUGGCCUUCUGGUCCCCCUGGAACCCUGAAUACCUACUGCAAAGAACUGCUGGCUUACCUUACCUCUAUAGCAGCCAGCAAGGAUAUAACAAAUAAAAACACAGCUGUUCAUUUGGUGCAGAGUUUGAUUACCAUGGCAGCUGCAUACACACAGUUGUUGGAGAGGGUGAAGACAAAGGAGACCUCCAAUAUUGGUGACAGAGCUGUGCACUUUGCUAGGGAGGUGGCCCUCAAAAUUAUGACUGAAAACUUUGAAGAUGUGUCUUCCUAUGAGCUGGUGUUAAACAAUCUGAAACCAUCUUGGCUUUGUAUGAAAGUUUGUGAACAUAUCCUCGACUUACACGACGAGUCUCUUUUGCCACUGAACUGCUACCAGGGGGAGCCACUCAGCCUCAGGAAGAUUGUGUCCAGAUAUUUCUAUGUACUCCCAGUAUUGGAGGACAAGUCACUGAUUUCUCCACACAAGAAACUGAAGUCACUGAACAGCACACCUUUAAAAGAUUUGGGUGAUCCAAACCAAGGCAGUAUAUCUACUCAGGCCCGUAGACCCCCCAGGGGAACGGUUAAUCACUGGAGCCCGGCAGAAAAAAGGAGGAUUUCACAGGUCAACAAAAGGAAUCCAAGAGGUGAAACACCUCUUCACGUGGCUUGCAUCAAGAAUAAUGUGGCCAAGGUGAAGGAACUUUUGGCCACCCCAGGGGUAGAUGUGAAUGCCGCGGACUACGCAGGCUGGACCCCCCUCCAUGAGGCCUGCAACCACGGCCAUAUUGACUGUGUUAUGGAGUUGCUCAAGUACAAGCCACAGAAGACUAUGUACAGCUACUUUGAUAAUAAUAAUUGUCAUAAGGAGUCAGGUGUGGAUCUGAGGGUGUGUAAUGUGGAUGGCAUCACACCUCUCCAUGACGCUGUCCAGAACAACCACCUAGAGGUGGCCAGGGUACUACUGAACUAUGGGGGUGCCUCACUGCUGAGUCUUGCCACCAAAGAUGGCAGUGUUGCCCUGGACUAUGCUUGCACUGAGGAGAUGAAGAGCCUGCUGAAGACGCCUAUUACUGGACCUCUGCCAGGCCACAACUCUGCCAGGAGACGACUGUACUCUACAGCAUGUGCCCAGUCUUCUCAGGAUUGGUCUCAGACAGAGGAGGCUAGUACAAGGUUCCUGCCUGAUGCAGAGGUGUAUGCAGAAGUUCUGGGAGUAGAGCCACACAGGAACCAUGCCAGCAGGGAGGAAUGCCACAAACUGGUACUGCUGCUUUACAACAUGCUGAAAACUUACAUCAGCCACAAUUCACUGAAACUGAGGCGUGUGGCAGCACAAGGUCCCAGGGACAACUCCCAGAUUGUCCUGGAUAACUCUCAGGCCUCCCAAGAACUGGAACUUUUAGAAGAUUGGACAGAAAAUCUGUCGAAUAACCGAAAUUCACAUUUUGAUGAAAAUGGUGGUGCCAGAUUGCGAGAUGAUUUAGAUAUUGUGCGAGAUCUUCGCUGCCAUGUACGUGACUUUGAGGUCCAUGUGAAUAUUUUAUAUGGAGGUGAAAUACCAGUAUCAGUCCGAGCUAAGAUUUCAGCUAUGAAGUUCCUGGGGCCAUAGAGUAUACACAUUGCGGACUUUGAACAGUAGCCUCACUAUGGCACCAGUCUGAUCAUGUGACAUACAAACCCAGAUACCUGGGGCCAAAGACUAUACACCACAUGGACUUUGAACAGUAGCCUCACUGUGACACCAGUUUGUUCACGUGACAUAUAAACCCAGAUACCUGAGGCCAUAUAGUAUACACCACAUGGACUUUGAACAGUAGCCUCCCUGUGCGUGGCACCAGUUUGUUCAUGUGACAUAUAAACCCAGACUGUGCCAGAUACUCUGUCUCUCAAUGUAGACAAAUAAGCAUCAUGGCACUUCAGAUUAACGUGAAAUAAGAUUAAUUUGUCUAUUUGCUAUUUUUUAUUUGCUUUCUAGCUGCACAUUAGUAAUUCAUGAUUAUUUUUGUAUUUGUUGGAAGAGAUGGGAGGGGGACAGAAUGUAUCAGUAUAACUGUCAGGGACUAUGUGAGGAACAGGUCACUGUAGUCCCACUAGGACAGAAUAUAUAACUGUCAGGGACUAUGUGAGGAACAGGUCACUGUAGUCCCACUAGGACAGAAUAUAUAACUGUCAGGGACUAUGUGAGGAACAGGUCACUGUAGUCCCACUAGGACAGAAUAUAUAACUGUCAGGGACUAUGUGAGGAACAGGUCACUGUAGUCCCACUAGGACAGAAUAUAUAACUGUCAGGGACUAUGUGAGGAACAGGUCACUGUAGUCCCACUAGGACAGAUUGUAUCAGUAUAACUGAAUUUGGCAGCCAUCUUAUUUCCUUUGAUAUUUCAGGGAUAUUACUUUUAGUCAAAGAUUUAAGAUGUCCAUUACUUUUAAGGAUCUUUUAAUAUUUGCAACAGAGUCAGGAACGAAGUGUUUCUCAAAAGUUCCUAAUGCCAAACAGAUGUAUGUCACAAGUUAACCUGCUAAUAAAGCUGAGUGGUUCACAGCUGCAUA